AAAAGGAAAAAAAAAACGAGGGGGGACAAACCAAUCAAGUUGCAGCAGAGAUAUUGAUCAACGCAAAUCAAAUUGUCCCAAAAAGAGAAACAAAAUCAUCAUGCUGAACCAAAAGGGAACCUCUUCGGAUGCUAGUACGGUGAAAGUGAAACCGGAGUACAACGAGCUGAGCUAUCUCGUGACGAGGCAGUGUCUCCACCAGGAGGAGUUCAACCAGCUGUCGCAGUACGACCGGGUCAAGCCGACGCCGGCCGAAUCGCUGGUCAACUCGGUGCGCGAGUUCCGCUGCUUCCAGACGUUCCUCGGCUUCAUCCCGAUCCUGCAAUGGCUGCCCAAGUACUCGCUGAAGCGCGACCUCAUGGGGGACAUCACCGCCGGGGUGACCACCGCCGUCAUGCACAUCCCCCAGGGCAUGGCGUACGGACUGCUCGCGGGAGUUCCGGCCAACGUGGGCCUGUACAUGGCGUUCUUUCACUGUCUGACGUACGCGGUGUUCGGGACUUCGAGGCACAUCUCAGUGGGGACGUUUGCGGUGGUGAGUUUGAUGACCGCUAAGGUUGUGGCGACCUACUCGACGGUUGUGCCGGCUGUGAUCAAUGGGACGGACGCGUUGCUACCACCGGCGGAUCCGACGGAACCGAUCUACACGCCCAUUCAGGUCGCGACGGCGGUGUCGUUUGUGGCGGGAUGUUUUCAUAUCGUCAUGAGCUUGAUCCGGUUGGGUACGCUGUCCGCACUGCUGAGUGAGCCUCUGGUCAGUGGGUUCACAACGGCCGCCGCGAUCCACGUGUUGGUCAGCCAGCUGAAGGACCUGCUCGGGGUUUCGAUCCCCCGCUAUAAGGGUGCCUUCAAGAACAUCUUCUCGAUGCGGGACAUAAUCGAGCAGGUCCCAAACUCGAAUCUCUCAGCCGUUUACACCUCGACGAUUGUGAUCUUGUUUAUGAUCUUCAUGAACGAGUACAUGAAGCCGUGGGCUUCGAAGAAAUGCAAGUUCCCGAUUCCGGCGGAGUUGCUUGUGGUCGUUGGAGGUACCGCCGCGUCGUACUUUAUUGGACUCGGACCGAACUUUGGCGUUACGCUGGUCGGGGUGAUUCCCGUGGGUCUACCUGCGCCCGAAAUGCCUCCGCUAGCACUGAUCAAGCUGGUUGCCGUUGACACGAUCGCACUCACCAUCGUCAGCUACUCGAUCGUCAUGUCAAUGGGACUGAUUUUCGCCCAGAAGGAGAACUACGAGGUUCGUGCCAACCAGGAGUUGAUCGCGAUGGGUGCAACGAACAUCUUUGGAUCGUUCUUCUCGUGCAUUCCGACGGCGUGUUCGCUGUCACGAUCGCUGAUUCAGCAUCAGGCAGGGGGAAAGACUCAGAUCACCGGGGUGUUUUCGUCCAUGUUGAUCCUUGUUGUGCUGCUGUGGGUAGGACCUUACUUUGAAACACUGCCACGUUGCGUCCUGGCCUCGAUCAUCUUCGUCGCACUGAAAGGCAUGCUGUGGCAGGUCAAGCACAUCAAGAAGUUCCACCUGGAGGGUACGCUGGAGCUGUUCGUUUGGCUCGUUACCUUCCUCAGCGUGGUGAUCAUCGACAUCGACAUCGGUCUGCUGGUCGGCGUGUUGUUUUCGUUGGUGGCUCUCUACAUCAAGGGCUGGAAGACCUACUACAGCCUGCUCGGAACGGUCCCGGAGACCGCGAUCUACGUUGACAUCGGCAGUCAUCACCGCGCCGAGGAGGUGCCCCACGUCAAGAUCUUCAAGUACAGCGGCCCAAUCAACUUUGCCAGCAAGGCCACCUUCAAGAGGGCCCUCACCAAGGAAGUCGGCAUCGACCAAAGUCUCGUCCACCGUGCUUCUCGGUACGACGCCGCCGGCGAAGGCGCCGGUCUCCAGCUCAUCAAAACCGUCAUCAUCGACCUGUCGAGCGUGGCCCACAUCGACACCGCCGCCUGCAAGACGUUCAGCGAGAUCAAGAAGGAAAUGGCCGCCGUCGGUGUCGCCACGCUGAUCGCGAACCCCUCGGACAACGUGUACGACACGCUGCUGCACGCGGAGUCCAUCGGCGAGGGCGGGUUCCACAUCUUCCCCACGAUACACGACGCGGUUCUGUACGCCCAGGGUGCGGUCUCGGCGGUUUAACCGCCUGGAACCUCAGGUUGAAGAUGAUGUGCCAAAGAGAAGCGAGAACUUCGAACAUGUGCCUUUAAAGAAACUCUCUUUCUGUUAGGGAGGUACGAUGAGUAGCAGAACAAGAAUAGUUUAGUAGUUUAUGAAACUUAUAGAACAACAUAGUACUUAAGGCAAGUUUGACUCAAUUUUAAACACGAAAGAACAGAAAAAAAACUUAGGUAACACGUACGUACUACAUCUCAUCGAAAAUGUAUCUCGUUUAGCGAAACUUUAUUUAGUGAGUACCCGUUUUAGGCUGAUUGUUGAAGAGUAUUUUAUUUCGUUUUUUUUUGUUAUAACUAUUCAAGUGGUACGCGAAGCAGCUCUGAAAGUGCGUAAUUUAUACACUAACAAGAUGAAUUAUCCCACACCUACACUAUUGACAAUAUUUAUUGUAAAUAAAUACAAAAAAAAAAUGUUUGCAAAAACCAA
Messenger RNA from Culex pipiens pallens (northern house mosquito), 2587 nucleotides. It is a transcript of the gene Prestin, whose product is annotated as solute carrier family 26 member 6. Gene Ontology annotation, cellular component: membrane. The coding region runs from base 101 to 2125 and encodes 674 amino acids. NCBI's taxonomy places the organism in Eukaryota, Metazoa, Arthropoda, Insecta, Diptera, Culicidae. Gene Ontology annotation, biological process: transmembrane transport. The record is from RefSeq and is a predicted model, not a curated record. Gene Ontology annotation, molecular function: sulfate transmembrane transporter activity; chloride transmembrane transporter activity; bicarbonate transmembrane transporter activity. The transcript is spliced from 4 exons.